AUUGAAACUGAUUUAGGCAGUCAAAAGUAUGGUGAGUACUCCCUCGGCAGCUGGAAAAAGAUCCAUCGAUGCGGUUUCUAGCAAACAGUCUGAUAUUAGCAGCAAGAAAGACAAAGCAGAUGAAUCAGUUAAUAAUGCAUCAGCAUCUUUAAAUAAACGACCUAAACGAGCCUGUUCUUCAAAUCUCAGCUCAUCUAAUAUCCAGUCAGACACUGCAACCUCCACCAAUGUCGCUCUUCAGGAAACCAGUGAUUCCAGUAACCCAACUGUUGCCAUCACAGAAAAUCCUGUUGAUUCCUCUCAUCAGCCAUGUUACACCAACACUAAACUGCCUGAUACGAUCAAGUUUGAUCCAACACCUGUUGGAGCAACCAAGUUUAUUGCAUGGAACGUUGCUGGUCUGCGAGCUAGCUUGAAAAAGGACAUGAUGAGGUACAUCGAGGCUGAAGAUGCUGAUGUGGUGUGUUUGCAAGAAACCAAGAUGAAUGCAUCGUUGGAUACUAGUAUGUUUAGUCGCAAGCAAUAUCCCCACCAAUACUGGUCGCAUUGUACUACCAAAAAGGGAUAUUCCGGCGUGAUGGUUCUUUCAAAAGUCAAGCCCUUGUCAGUAGAAUACAAAAUGGGCCAUUCAGCCAUUGAUGAUGAAGGCCGAUUUGUAAUUCUCGAGUAUCAAGACUUUUACUAUAUUGGAUGCUACAUUAUGAAUGCUGGAGCCGAUUUGGGUCGUCUGGAUUUGAAACGAGAGCAUUAUGUAAAACUGAAAAAGUUUAUGGGUGAACUACAGAGUAAGAAACCAGUGAUUUGGUCUGGAGAUUUGAAUGUUGCUCAUACAGAAAUCGAUUUGGCUCGUCCAGCUACCAAUACAAAGUCUGCUGGCUUUACUCCCGAGGAACGCGAGGAUUUUGGAAACUUGUUGACUGACCUUGACAUGGUUGACUCGUUUCGGCUCAAGCAUCCUACAGCUACUGGAAUGUACUCUUACUACUCAUUUCGUCAUAAUAGUAGGGCUAAUAAUGUUGGAUGGCGAUUGGAUUACUUUGUCGUCUCCAAAGCAUUACAGGAUGAUAUUAUUGAAGCAGAUAUUCGAUCAGAGAUUUACGGAGCUAGUGAUCACGUUCCUAUUCUAUUACUACUAAAUCGCAGUUUGGGGUCAUCAGUUGUUGAGCCCAUCACCAAAGAAGCCAAACUAUUCCCACUCUUUAUAAAAAAAUAAAGUCAUUCAACUC
Molecule: messenger RNA, 1226 nt
Organism: Batrachochytrium dendrobatidis JAM81
Lineage: Eukaryota; Fungi; Chytridiomycota; Chytridiomycetes; Rhizophydiales
Exons: 5
Coding region: 29-1213 (394 amino acids)
Biological process (GO): base-excision repair
Cellular component (GO): nucleus
Molecular function (GO): DNA binding; DNA-(apurinic or apyrimidinic site) endonuclease activity; phosphoric diester hydrolase activity
Source: RefSeq, a predicted model, not a curated record